UACAGAACAAGCAAAACAAUCGAAAGCCUGAUCAAGUGUCAGGUAUCCGAUCAGAAUGGCGACAGGACCUACGAUUCCGAAAGAUCCUUUGGAGCUCUUAACUCCGGACCUUUCGCGUCCGGAGCCCUUCAUUAACAAAUACUGGGGUGGUGCGAUGACCGCGGGUCUCAUCUGGGGAUGCUCCAUGAUGGUCAAUUACACGCUACAUAAACCAGUCUUCAGCAGUUUGCACAUUCAAGCGGCAUUUGUUGCUGGCGGUGCUAUAGUUGGGCAAUACUUUGAUGAGAAAAGAAAGGAAUAUUUUGCUGAAAAAGAUGCUGUUUUAAGGCAUUACAUUCAAUUACAUCCAGAAGAUUUUCCUGCAAGAGUGAGUAAAAAUACUCUGAACUUCUUCUGCCUUGGCAUCCAGUUAGAUAAAUAAACACAAUUCUAAAAGGUGAGCACUUGAGCACUACUCCUAGCUUGUAGCAAAUUGAAAAUAAAUUAUAGUUAAAUCUAACAA
Molecule: messenger RNA, 502 nt
Organism: Dalotia coriaria
Lineage: Eukaryota; Metazoa; Arthropoda; Insecta; Coleoptera; Staphylinidae
Gene: ND-B14.5B
Product: NADH dehydrogenase (ubiquinone) B14.5 B subunit
Exons: 3
Coding region: 56-421 (121 amino acids)
Biological process (GO): mitochondrial electron transport, NADH to ubiquinone
Cellular component (GO): mitochondrial inner membrane
Source: RefSeq, a predicted model, not a curated record